UUUGGCUGCAUGUCCACGGAAGCAGAGUCAGUUUAUUUGCUCCACGUUAUCAGUUUGGAAAAUUGAUUGUAUUGGAAGUUACUUGACUUUAGUAUACCCUGAUACAAGUAAUUAUACAUUUUAGCGGUUCCGUGUUCAAUUCAGCGAAAUAUGGACGCAAAUAAAGACAAUCGCAACAACAAGAGGAAGACCAGUGUCAAAAUGGACAGUGAAAGCAAGUACCUACCAGAGUUACUUGCAGAAAAAGACAGUUUGGAUGCGUCAUUUACACACGCAAUGAAACUUCUUACCGAGGAGAUCGAAAGGAUUCAGAAAGGUGAGCCCAAAAAGGAGGGUGAGACAUACUUGGAUCUGUUCACUACAAAGAAUGUUCGUGUGAAAGAGAGGGUACUUAUUCCUGUUAAGCAGUAUCCACGGUUCAACUUUGUGGGGAAGAUUCUGGGACCACAAGGCAGCACCAUUAAACGGCUACAGGAGGAGACGGGCGCCAAGAUCUCAGUGCUGGGGAAGGGAUCCAUGAGGGACAAAAACAAGGAGGAGGAGCUGAGAAAAGGUGGUGAGCCCAAAUACGCCCACCUGGCCAUGGAGCUGCAUGUGUUCAUUGAGGUGUUUGCUCCAGUGCCUGAGUGCUACCUGCGUAUGGCACACGCUAUGGAAGAGAUCAAAAAGUUUCUCGUACCAGUGGAUAACGUGGAAGACAUGCACCAGGAUCAGUAUAUGGACAUGGGCUAUCUGAAUGGUGCUCAGGGUGCCCCCUCCAGAGGCAGAGGGGCGCCGCCAGUCAGGGGCCGUGGUGCACCACCUCCGCCCAUGGUGGUUCCCAGGGGUCGAGGAAUGCCACCCCGUGGAGGUGCACCGCGUGGCGGUGUUCCAAGGGGAGGCCCUGGUGGAGGAGGCGCAACAAGAGGUGUUCCUGUGGGUCGUGGUGGCCCUCCACCUCCAGGCCCCAACAGAGGAGGUGGUGCUUCACGGGCCAGACCUCCCAUGCCAGCCCAGAGGAUGGCUCCAUCUCCAGCACUGUCUCACCAACACCAGCCACCUCAGCACCAGCCGCCACCCAAGCCAGAGCCCUAUGAGGACUAUUCCUACGAGGAGAGCUACAGCGAGCCAGCUUACGAAGGUUAUGACAACUAUUACAGCCAGGCCCCACCACAAGCAGAAACUGAAUACUAUGACUACGGUCAUGGUGAGCCACAAGAAACCUACGAGUCCUACGCUGAAGAUGACUGGGAAGGUGGAGCAUGGGGAAAUGGUGGAGGAAAAGCCCCCCCACGUCAGAAAUCCGCUUACCGGGAUCACCCUUAUCAAAGAUACUGAAAGCCGUCUCACAGGGUUGCCCCAGCGACCCCAUCCCAUUGUAACUCCUUUUAACAGUUCAAGUAAUUUUAGUUCUAUUUACCGUUUUGAC
Molecule: messenger RNA, 1408 nt
Organism: Chanos chanos (milkfish)
Lineage: Eukaryota; Metazoa; Chordata; Actinopteri; Gonorynchiformes; Chanidae
Gene: khdrbs1a
Product: KH domain containing, RNA binding, signal transduction associated 1a
Exons: 9
Coding region: 151-1317 (388 amino acids)
Biological process (GO): regulation of alternative mRNA splicing, via spliceosome
Cellular component (GO): nucleus
Molecular function (GO): mRNA binding; poly(A) binding
Source: RefSeq, a predicted model, not a curated record